AUGCAUUUUAAGGAGUACACCCCCAGGUUGAAUUUCCUCAAGGAUUCUGCCAGCUCCUUGAGUUCGACGAGUCCCUCUACUGCCGCCUACUUAAUGUCCGCCCAUAAUGUCAUCUUCCAUGAAGAGCACAAGCCGCUCAACCAACGGCUACAUGAUUCGUUCUGUGGCGCCUGUGGUAGUCCUAGAAAUAGUGAGUGGACGAAGGUAACAUCCAUUAAAAAGAAAAAUCAAAAGCGCGCCACUUCCUCGCUCGCAAAAGGUCUCACCGCAGAAGGAGCUACCGUUCACAAGUGCCUGCGUUGUCGUCGACGGACGGUGACCCAGCCUCGCGCUCCAUCAAAAUCUGCCCCUGUCACUGUCCCCAUUGUUGAUUCUCGGCCGUCUUCAUCUGCUGAGACCCCAGCUUUGCCCGAGCAAGUGUCUGCUAGUAAAACUACGGAAAACGCGAGUAGUAAAAAGCGAGCCAAAGCGAGGAAACAGGGUGGAUUGCAGGCUCUUCUCGCCACAAAACAAUCUCAGAGUGACUCAACCAAGUCGCUGGACUUGUUUGAUUUCCUCCAGCAGUGA
Aspergillus puulaauensis is the source of this 567-nucleotide messenger RNA. Its product is annotated as ribonuclease P Rpr2/Rpp21/SNM1 subunit. Gene Ontology annotation, biological process: RNA processing. The coding region runs from base 1 to 567 and encodes 188 amino acids. The transcript has a single exon. The record is from RefSeq and is a predicted model, not a curated record. Lineage: Eukaryota; Fungi; Ascomycota; Eurotiomycetes; Eurotiales; Aspergillaceae.